Messenger RNA from Salmo salar (Atlantic salmon), 2840 nucleotides. Its product is annotated as TGF-beta receptor type-1. Gene Ontology annotation, biological process: transforming growth factor beta receptor signaling pathway; heart development; protein phosphorylation. Gene Ontology annotation, cellular component: signaling receptor complex; plasma membrane. Lineage: Eukaryota; Metazoa; Chordata; Actinopteri; Salmoniformes; Salmonidae. Gene Ontology annotation, molecular function: SMAD binding; transforming growth factor beta receptor activity, type I; ATP binding. The record is from RefSeq and is a predicted model, not a curated record.
CUAUCGACAGAAGUUGAGACAGGCAGUCUGGAGUAAAUCUCAACCACGAUGGAUGCAAUAACCCGUUGUCUCGUGUUAAUAGUCCUGUUCUUUGGGACUAGGAUUCAAGAAAAUGAUGCCUUGCAGUGUUACUGCCAGCGAUGUCUCAACUCCACGUGCUCCACGGAAGGAGUUUGCUUCGUGUCCGUCAGGAAGUCUGGCAGCAGCAUCACCGCCGAGAGCAGCAUGUGUGUCCCAGAGAACGAGCUGAUCCCACGUGACCGCCCCUUCAUCUGUGCGCCCUCCACCAAGGACGACACUGGCAUCUACCCCAUGUGCUGCGCCACCGACUGGUGCAACAAGAACCCCGACCUCAGCGUCUUCCCAGUGCCGACUGUGAAGCCGGUGCCCCUGGGGCCUGUGGCGCUGGCGGCAGUCAUCGCGGGGCCUGUGUGCGUGCUGUGCUUCGUGCUGAUGCUGGUCUUCUACAUCUGCCACAGCCGUGCAGGCGUCCACCACCGCGUGCCCAACGAGGAGGACCCCUCCAUGAAUCACCCCUUCCUCAACGUGGGCUCCACCCUCCAAGACCUCAUCUACGACAUGACCACCUCUGGCUCCGGCUCUGGUGGGUUAGGUCUGCCCCUGCUGGUUCAGAGGACCAUAGCCCGGACCAUCAUACUCCAGGAGAGCAUCGGGAAGGGCCGCUUCGGCGAGGUGUGGCGGGGGAAGUGGCGAGACGAGGAGGUGGCGGUCAAGAUCUUCUCGUCCCGUGAGGAGCGCUCGUGGUUCCGCGAGGCCGAGAUCUACCAGACAGUCAUGCUGCGUCACGAGAACAUCCUGGGCUUCAUCGCUGCCGACAACAAAGAUAAUGGGACAUGGACCCAGCUGUGGCUGGUAUCAGACUACCAUGAGCAUGGCUCUUUGUUUGACUACCUGAACCGCUACACCGUCACCGUGGAGGGCAUGAUCAAACUUUCCCUGUCCACUGCCAGCGGCCUGGCCCACCUCCACAUGGAGAUCGUUGGCACGCAAGGGAAGCCGGCCAUCGCCCACAGGGACCUGAAAUCUAAGAACAUCCUGGUGAAGAAGAGUGGGACGUGCUGCAUCGCUGACCUGGGCCUGGCCGUGCGCCACGACUCCGCCACUGACACCAUCGACAUCGCCCCCAACCACAGAGUAGGAACCAAAAGGUAUAUGGCACCAGAGGUGCUGGACGACUCGAUAAACAUGAAGCAUUUUGAGUCAUUUAAGAGGGCAGAUAUCUACGCCAUGGGCUUGGUGUUCUGGGAGAUAGCCAGUAGAUGCUCUCUAGCAGGCAUCGUUGAAGACUACCAGCUGCCAUACCAUGACCUGGUGCAGUCAGACCCCUCUGUAGAGGAGAUGAGGAGGGUGGUGUGUGAGCAGAAGCUACGGCCCAACAUUCCAAACCGUUGGCAGAGCUGUGAGGCUCUGCGGGUAAUGGCUAAGAUCAUGAGGGAGUGCUGGUAUGCCAAUGGAGCCGCCCGCCUCACUGCGCUACGCAUCAAGAAGACCCUUUCCCAGCUCAGCCAAUCAGAGGGCAUCAAGAUGUAGAGACACCCUUUCUCUUAUUCUAUUAUUCAUAAUCGUAUUAUUUUAUUAUUACCACCAUUAGUUCUCGCCCCACUGCUCCUCCUCUUGGUUUGUAAGGAGAGGCGGCACAGUGAAGUUUUACUCUGAUAUCCCCCGACCCCUCCCUAAACGCUGUCAUCGUUUCCUCGUCGCCCCGCCAACCGGCGCGUGGAUCUAUUUUCUGUCUCACGGAGGUGAAGGAUGGAUCUGGUGGAGGGAUGUUUGCCAGUGCAAACCCCACCCCCCUGUCAAGAUUGGUUGGAUCACUUCCUCCAGUGCUCGUGAAUUACCUAUCAGGGUGAUUACAGACCGACGUAGUCCCACCCUGCCAUAGACCCAUCUUUCAAUGCUGUUCGGCGGAAACCAGAGGAAAGGAAACAUCAACAACCCAUAAGAAAAACCCUAAGGUUGCAUGACUGCUGGUCAUAACAUUCAGGUGACAAUGCCUCCAUUCCAACAACAAAUGUUCUGUCACUGGGCGAGGUAACUUGGACUCGACGAGAACCGCCCUAGAAAAUGACUGAACCAACUAUAGUUUGUUUAUUUUUUUACCGUCUGGUACUUAAAAACGAGCAUAUUAAUUGAGUUAUUAUUUGUGUUUUUCCAUGGAGAGAUGCUGGUGUGCUGUUGGACUCGUCUCUCCAGAAAAUGUUGCAUCUUGUUUUAGUAUUUCUUUCUCUUCUCCCUACGUAUCACGGUACAGGGGGUCUACAGGUCAGUUUAACUUAUUGGUUUUUGUUUGCAAACAAACUGGACAUGAGCUCAUUCAGUCUUGGCCAACAUGCUAUGGCAUAUGCAAUAUAGAUAAAAUGUAUCUAUUUUAUAUACUCUGCUCUGCUACUACUACGACAACAGCUCGACAGUCGCCAUCAUGCCUUCCGAGCCAGGUGAUAACCUGAAAGUGCCACUGCUUUAAACCUACCCCCCUUCUUCCCCUCUCAUGUCAGUUACUGUGUGAGGGUGUUGGUGUGGGUGGGUGUGUAAGAUCACAUGGAGUCUUGACAGAAGCCCUCCCAGAGCUGUGUGAGCAGCAGGGAGUGUUCCUCCUCCUAUGCACAUGAAAGGACACAUGUGGCCUUGCCACACUGCCAGGGGCAGCCACAACACCGCCUCUCUGGUGCCAUCUACCCACCCCCCCCCCUCUGCCAGCCCCCCUCAUCAAAACAGCAACAAGGGAUGUCUUUUUGCUCUCUCUCUCUCUCGCGUGCUCUCUCUCUCUCUCGCUCUCGCUCUCUCUCGCUCUCUCUCUCGCUCUCUCUCUCUCUCGCUGC